AUCGGCAAGCUCCACCACAAUCGCACAGGACAGGACAAACCCAAGGAGGAACAAUCUGGGCUCUGGAACAAUCCAUCCUCCUUGAUUUAUACGCUCGCACGGAGUCCGCCUGAAAGCCGGCAGCACACAAGGGCCAGGCCAGGCCAAGCGAGCGAGUUAGCUCCCGUCCCACUCGACAUGGCUCUAGAGGCGUGGAUGGUCGGGGAGAAGGGAGAGGACCUCGACGGCCCUAAGGAGCUCCUGCCCCUCUCCAAGCUCGAAGAGAUUGGGGUGUUGUAUUGGCAUUUGGAUCCUAAGAAAUCUGAGAGCAAAGAAGAGCUCACAAAAAUCCGCAAAGACAGAGGAUACAGCUACAUGGAUGUCAUUGAGAUAUGUCCUGACAAACUGGAAAAUUAUGAGGAGAAGGUGAAGAACUUCUUCCGUGAGCACAUACAUACUGACGAAGAGAUCCGCUACUGCUUGGAGGGCAGCGGGUACUUUGAUGUCCGUGACAAGGAUGACAAGUGGAUCAGGAUUUGGAUAAAAGAAGGGGAUAUGAUCAUCCUACCAGCUGGAAUUUAUCAUCGGUUCACCGUCGACAGCGCCAACUAUGCGAAGCUCAUGAGGCUUUUCAUCGGAGAGCCAGUCUGGACUGCAUUGAACCGGCCUCAGGACGACAAUCCUGUGAGGCAAGAGUAUGUCAAAAAUGUGAUGGGGAACACUGGGUUUGCCCUUGCAGCACACUGAGUCUAUCACCAUUCGUCUACAUACGAAUAUAUGAUAAUUUGGGGGCUCAUGUAUAUCACAUAUA
Messenger RNA from Phragmites australis (common reed), 790 nucleotides. Its product is annotated as acireductone dioxygenase 4-like. The coding region runs from base 178 to 726 and encodes 182 amino acids. Gene Ontology annotation, molecular function: acireductone dioxygenase [iron(II)-requiring] activity. Lineage: Eukaryota; Viridiplantae; Streptophyta; Magnoliopsida; Poales; Poaceae. The transcript is spliced from 5 exons. The record is from RefSeq and is a predicted model, not a curated record.